AUGUCUGUCACUACAAUCAAUCCCUUCGCGAACCCGCGCAUCGGCGUCGCGGCGAUCGUCCAGCGCAAGGACGGCAAGAUCGUGGUUGGGAAGCGGGAGAGUAGCCACGGCGCAGGGACAUGGCAGCUCCCCGGCGGCCACCUCGAAUUUAAAGAGUCCAUUUUCGGCUGUGCGGAGCGCGAGACGCUGGAGGAGACACAGCUCAAGGUCAAGGCGAGCAAGAUUGUCGGCGUGACGAAUGACGUGUUUGAAGAGCUGGGGAAGCAUUAUGUGACGCUGUUUGUGAGGUGCGAGAUGGAGGAUGAAGAAGCUGAGCCAGUUAACCUUGAGCCGGAAAAGUGCUCGGGAUGGUACUGGAUGUCUUGGGAUGAGGUUAGAGAAAUCAACGCAAAGGCGAAGGAUGGAGGUGGGAUGAAGCUGUUCAUGCCAUUGGCGCAUCUUGUUGAAGAGAAUUCCAAUAUUGAGAGUGCAUGA
Messenger RNA from Colletotrichum gloeosporioides, 474 nucleotides. RefSeq names its product Nucleotide triphosphate diphosphatase NUDT15. Gene Ontology annotation, molecular function: 8-oxo-7,8-dihydrodeoxyguanosine triphosphate pyrophosphatase activity. Gene Ontology annotation, biological process: dGTP catabolic process. The transcript is spliced from 3 exons. Lineage: Eukaryota; Fungi; Ascomycota; Sordariomycetes; Glomerellales; Glomerellaceae. Bases 1 to 474 code for a protein of 157 amino acids. The record is from RefSeq and is a predicted model, not a curated record. Gene Ontology annotation, cellular component: cytosol.